Molecule: messenger RNA, 249 nt
Organism: Opisthorchis viverrini
Lineage: Eukaryota; Metazoa; Platyhelminthes; Trematoda; Opisthorchiida; Opisthorchiidae
Exons: 2
Coding region: 1-249 (82 amino acids)
Source: RefSeq, a predicted model, not a curated record
AUGAGUAAAGACCGAGCCGAUUUGUCAGCAUUCGGUAAAGAGCCACGCUCUAUAAGCUCAGAACUGAUGAGUAACCAACUAAGAUCACUGAAACAGGUUUUGCGAAUGCCUCAUAAACAAAGCUGCCAUACCACCCGGAGACACGAAGGCUGGAGUACUACCAAUUUGCGGAAGUCUAGACAGGAGCGGUCGAAAUACAAAGGCUGGGCUCGAACUACGGACAUUUGGGUCAGUAAUUUGACGCUCUAA